This is a messenger RNA of Zychaea mexicana, 390 nucleotides long. Its product is annotated as Phospholipase/carboxylesterase/thioesterase. The record is from RefSeq and is a predicted model, not a curated record. Gene Ontology annotation, cellular component: cytoplasm. The annotation marks the transcript as partial. The transcript is spliced from 3 exons. Gene Ontology annotation, biological process: protein depalmitoylation. NCBI's taxonomy places the organism in Eukaryota, Fungi, Mucoromycota, Mucoromycetes, Mucorales, Lichtheimiaceae. Gene Ontology annotation, molecular function: carboxylic ester hydrolase activity; palmitoyl-(protein) hydrolase activity.
GCAGUCAACGAGCUUAUUCAAGCCGGAAUUGACAGCGGCACCCCUUCAGAUCGUAUUAUUUUGUGCGCCUUCUCCCAGGUGAUUACUUUGCUCACAGGAUACUCGACGCAUCAUAAACUUGCGGGUGUCAUUGGCUGCAGUGGAUGGUUGGCUCACAUAUGCUCUUUCUUUAUAAUUGGCACCGAGACAAACAAGAAAAUAAUAUUUUUUUUAUGCCACGGGGACAAGGAUAUGAUAGUAAAGCCGCGGUACAGUCAGGCAACCGCAAAGUAUUUCAACAAGAUCGGGUUCCAGGCAACGUUCAAGUUGUAUCCAGGGCUCGGCCAUGCUGCCUGGUUACAGGAAAUUGGGGAUAUUGCCAGCUCCAUCAAGCAGCAGCUGCCCCUUUGA